CGGUAUUUUGUCAUUGAGAAGACUGAUCGCAAAAUAUUUUCCCUCACUUUCUCGAGAAAAAAAAAAACCUUGAGCGUCUUUCUUCCUCGCCCUUCACUUACCUUUCAGAUGCCCAAGCAAAAAGCUCCAAGGAAGCAACUAAAGUCUUAUAAGCUCAAACACAUCAACAAGACGAUUCAAGAUGGAGAUGCUGUGUUGAUGCGGUCGUCGGAGCCUGGGAAGCCGUCGUACGUAGCGAGGGUAGAGGCGAUCGAGACGGACGCGCGUGGAUCGCACGCGAAAGUUCGUGUGAGGUGGUAUUAUCGCCCUGAGGAAUCUAUCGGAGGGAGGAGACAGUUUCAUGGAGCCAAGGAGGUUUUCCUCUCUGACCACUUCGACUUUCAAAGCGCCGAUACCAUCGAAGGAAAGUGUAAGGUCCACAGUUUCAGUAGCUACACCAAACUCGACUCCGUUGGAAACGACGACUUCUUCUGUCGUUUCGAGUAUAAUUCCGCCACCGGCGCGUUUGAUCCUGACAGAGUCGCCGUGUUCUGCAAGUGUGAGAUGCCGUAUAACCCUGAUGACUUGAUGGUGCAAUGCGAGGAGUGUUCUGAGUGGUUUCAUCCUUCUUGUAUAGGAACAACAAUAGAGGAAGCUAAAAAGCUAGAUAAUUUCUACUGCGAAGAGUGUUCCCCACAAGAGCAGAAUUUGCAUAACUCUAACUCAACUUCCAAAAACAGAGAUGCUAAGGUGAAUGGAAAGCGCAGCCUGGAGGUAACCAAGUCGAAGAACAAACACACUAAACGACCAGGUUAACAUAAAAAUCUGUAAAGGCUAUAUACAUAAAUCUGGUUGGGUGAGUUGAGUAUCAAUCGUGUAAUCUACAAAGGUGGUUUGUUUUCUUUCUCUCACUAGUUUUUUCGUUUUUGAAGAAUGAGGGUUUAGGUUGUUGGCUUGAUUAUUGUAUAAUUUAUAUGUACAGCCUAUGGUUUCUCGUCUCCUUUAGUUGUCACAUGAAAUUUGGGUUAAAUGGUUUUGUUUAUAACAACAAUACAAACAAAGAGAGGGUUAAGUUGCGUUUUAUUUGUUUCUUCAUUGUGAACUCUAUAGAAACUUUUAACCAUAACCCUUGCUUCGUUC
This is a messenger RNA of Arabidopsis lyrata subsp. lyrata, 1119 nucleotides long. Its product is annotated as chromatin remodeling protein SHL. Lineage: Eukaryota; Viridiplantae; Streptophyta; Magnoliopsida; Brassicales; Brassicaceae. Bases 109 to 795 code for a protein of 228 amino acids. The transcript is spliced from 5 exons. Gene Ontology annotation, molecular function: chromatin binding. The record is from RefSeq and is a predicted model, not a curated record.